AUGUUGACCUUUGAUGAUGUUUUAGAAGAAGUAGGAGGAUUUGGAUUAUAUCAGAAGAUCACAUUCUUUUUUGUGUGCCUGCCCUCGGCAGUGUUCUCCUAUCUCUAUGUUGGAUUUGUUUUUUUAGCAGUUACUCCUGACCAUUGGUGCAGGAGUCCUGGGGUGACUGAGCUGAGAGAUAAAUGCAACUGGUCUCUGGAACAGGAGAAGAAUUAUACGUUACCUGUGGGGCAAUCUGGCAGCUCCUCAUAUAGUCAGUGCGAGAAAUACGAUAUUGACUGGAAUUCCUCUUCAGGCAGCUGUGAAAAUCCACUGCUGUUUAUUCGGAAUGGAUCCCAAGAUUUGCCACUUAUAACAUGCCAGGACGGGUGGAUUUUUAAAAAUGACUCCAUCUCCAGUAUUGUGACUGAGUUUGAACUGGUGUGUGCUGAUUCCUGGAAACUGGAUCUAUCUCAAGCUUGCCUAAACCUGGGAUUUACACUCGGAACAGUAAUCAUGGGUUAUGCAGCAGACAGGUUUGGUAGAAAAUUGAGCUUCUUGUUUGCAACAUUUGUAACUUCAGUUCUGGGACUUGUAGUACCAUUCUUGCCAAACUACAGUUGGUUUUUGACUUUCCGAACAUUGCAAGGCUUGUUCAGCAAAGGAAGUUGGGUGUGCGCAUAUGUCUUCAUUACAGAACUUGUUGGACUACAGUACAGAAGAACAGUGGGUGUUUUAUAUCAAGUGUGUUACAGUUCUGGGAUGAUGCUACUUUCAGCUGUGGCUUAUUUUAUACCAGACUGGAGAAAUCUGCAACUGGCAACCACCAUUCCAAACUUUUUCUUCCUGACCUACUACUGGUUGAUCCCAGAGUCUCCCAGGUGGAUGCUGUCUCAAAAGAAGAAUACUGAAGCCCUGAAUGUUAUACAGCAAAUGGCAAAAAGAAAUGGGAAAAGUUUUUCAAACAAAAUUGAGAUAGUUGAAGAAUGCAGUGAGGACUUAGAUCGUCCUUCCUUUGUCGAGCUGGUACGGACUCCUCAGAUGAGGAAACACACCUUUAUCUUGAUGUUUAACUGGUUCGCUAUUACAUUGGUGUACCAAGGUCUCAUCAUGCGUUUGGGAACCCUGGGAGGAAAUAUUUACCUUGACUUCUUCAUUUCGGGAGCAGUAGAAAUCCCGGCAGCAAUUCUCAUCCUUUUAACCAUUGAGCGGAUUGGACGGCGUCUUCCGUUUGCAGCAGGUGGUCUGUUGUCGGGGGGCACUUGUCUAAUAGCUGCAUUCAUACCUGAAAAUAUUAGUUGGUUGGCAACCGCAAUAGCAUUUGUGGGUAAAUUAGGAAUCACUAUGUGCAUCGAAAUGGUGAUAUUUGUAAAUACUGAACUAUACCCAACAUUUAUAAGGAACCUUGGUGUUUCAGUGUGCUCGUCACUGUGUGACAUUGGAGGGAUUGCUGCCCCAUUCAUUGUAUACCGACUGUCAGGAAUCUGGAAGGGGUUGCCUCUUCUGGUUUUAGGCAUGAUUGGUUUGAUUGUUGGUGGCCUAGUGUUGCUCUUGCCUGAAACAAAGGGCUUGACUUUACCAGACACCAUUGAAGAUGUGGAGAACCUCAAACGACCAAAGAAAAAGAUUCUGAAGAGACACCACCAGCAAUCUGUUCUGUAUUCAACAGAUGUCAAGGAUCCAGCUUCAGUGAAGAUGGUUGUUGAAGGAUGAAUUAGCUUUAGAUAUUUUCCACUCAACCAUAAAGGUACUAUGACAUACCUGAGCAGCAUGUGGGACUUGAACCCAGGCCUUCUGGCUCAGAGGUAGGGACAGUACCACUGUACCACAAGAGUGCUCCAAUGAAUUAGCUUCUAGAUAUUUUCUAAUCAACCUGUUCAGAGAUGUUAUGACACACCUCUGCAACAGAUAAACCCCCACAGCUCCUUGCUCAGAGGUACGGACUCUUCCACUAUGCCACAACAGCCCUAAUGUAUUAGCUUCGUGUUUGACACAAACAGUUAGCUGCAGCUAUUUAGCCUUUUACUUCACAAUCCAAUAGUAUCCAUUUUUUUCUGGUGAUUCACUAACAUCUGUGAUUAGGAUUAGUGUUUGUUUUCUUUAAUAUGUGGUACAGCUUUCAAGUAACAAAUCAGAGGCUAUAAAUCACUUAAAAAUUACAGACUCAAAAAUGCACCUUUAAUGUUAAAUAUGAAAUAUUUAAUCUGUCCUCAAACAGUGCUUAAUGAUAAAAGAAAACCAUGUGAGAAAAUAAAUUCUUGUAUUUUAAACUUGAGAUUGGGUAGUCUUGACCCCAGUGGUACGACUGAAAGAACUGGGUGUUGUAAACUUGAGCUUCAGUACACACAAAAAUGAAGCCGACUGAAGACAAUUGUACAGAGGAAUACUGAUUUAAGUGACAUCAAUAAUCACUGCGCCCCUCAAAUCCUGCUUCAUUCAAUUACGUUAGAAUCUAUUUGCAAGGUUUGUUGUUAUAGAAUGAAAACCUCACUUUUGCAUAUACAGCUUGAGGCUGGACUCUCCUAAACUAAGAGGUGUAUAAAAAAAAAGCACAAUAUCCCUAGUGUCAGAUCUCAUCCUUUGUUUCCACAUUUCAGUCGGUUUCUUAUCUACACUAUACAGAAAUGCUUGAAGACAGCAGGACAAAUAAGGAAGGCCAUUAAAACACAAAUAUCCAGUAUCUUUAGCUUUAUUAAAAGAGGCACAGAAGACAAAAGCAAAGAAAUUAUAUUAAACACAGUGGUUAGACACAAGCUGCAGAAUGUUAUGCUCCAAACCUUCAGAAGAAUAUCAAGGCUUUACAGCAUUUUGCAGAGAGAUUUAUUAGAAUGCUAAUAAAUGUACUCCAUGUCUAUCACCAAGAGUGGCUUGAUAGCACAACUAUGGACUGAGAUGGCUGAGACCUGAAGAAUAUAUCUGGGCCUGAGGCAGGUGAUGAGGGAAGCAACAAGAGGGAAAAACCUACUUAACUACACCAAUCUACUUGUCACAGAUACGCUUAUGUACAGAAAUAGUGACAGGAGUGAUCACUGCACAGUCCCUGCAGAGACAAAGUUCAGUUCUCACAAUGAGGAUUCACUCAUAUCAUGUGGCAUAUUAUGGUUCUAAAUGGGAUUGCUUCAGAUCAAAUCUAGAAACUCAGAAUGGGGUAUCCGUUACCAUCAAGCAAGGGGAAUCAGCCCUGGUUAAAUAAGGAGUGCAGGAGGGCAUGUCAGGAGGAGCACCAGAAAUAGCUAAAAAUGAGGUGUUUACCUAGUGAACCUACAACACGGCAUGACUUGCAUGUCAAACAGCUGAUGCAACAUCCAAUGCCCCCAAACAAUUUAGAUCUGAUCUAAGCUCUGCAGUCCCACCACAUCUAGCAAAUGAUCCAUUUCGGCUACCUCUUAGGAUUCCCAGCAUCAAAAAUACCAGUCUUUAGCCACUUCAAUUCAUUUUACAUGAUAUCAAGAAACACCUGAAGGCUCUAGAUACUACAAAAGGUAUGAGUUCUGACAAUAUCUAUCUUGGCUAUGGUACUGAAGAUUUGUGCUCCACAACUAGCUGUACCUCUAGCCAAGCUGUGCCAGUACAGCUGUGACA
Messenger RNA from Rhincodon typus (whale shark), 3561 nucleotides. RefSeq names its product solute carrier family 22 member 2-like. Gene Ontology annotation, cellular component: membrane. The coding region runs from base 1 to 1692 and encodes 563 amino acids. The transcript has 11 exons. The record is from RefSeq and is a predicted model, not a curated record. Gene Ontology annotation, biological process: transmembrane transport. NCBI's taxonomy places the organism in Eukaryota, Metazoa, Chordata, Chondrichthyes, Orectolobiformes, Rhincodontidae.